This is a messenger RNA of Adineta ricciae, 1395 nucleotides long. Lineage: Eukaryota; Metazoa; Rotifera; Eurotatoria; Adinetida; Adinetidae. The record is from the annotation of a GenBank genome assembly.
AUGAAUGACAUAUUAGACUCUAUCUCUGAAGUAGUAACGGCAGCAGCUUGUUCCAGUGUUUCAUGUUGUCUAUCAUCACUAAGAUAUAACAAGGCAAGCAAAUUAAGCGUUACUCAAGGAGAGGAAAAAGAAGAAACGAAGCAAAAAAAAAACUGCAAACCGGGUCGACGAGAAAAGAACGAGAGGAAAAAAAGGGUUAAAGUAAAAAAACAACAAAAGCAAAAUAACCUACACACUCUUUCAAAAUGGGAAGAAAAAAGAUUCAAAUAUCGAAAAUCACCGACGAACGCAACCAAAGCCUACGAAUUAAGUGUCCUAUGUGAUUGUGAAAUCGCGCUCAUCAUAUUCAAUUCGUCCAAUAAACUAUUUCAGUACGCAUCAACCGAUAUGGACAAAAUCUUGCUCAAAUAUACCGAAUACAAUGAACCACAUGAAAGUCGAACAAAUAAUGAAAUCGUGCAGAUUCUUAACAAGAAAGAAUCGAAACAUCUCGAUCAAAACGAUAGUGAUAACGACAUGGAAGAUGAAAGUGCUAAUGAAAUGGACAGUAAUCAUCCGAUUCCAUCUCAUCACCACCACGAACCUAACAUCAACGAUUCAAGAAAACGUUCGAACCAAUCUCAUCAAACUAGCAAUUACCCUCCGUCUCUACCGAUGGUAAACGGUGCAGGACAACCGUCUGGUCAGCCAAACUUUUUAGCUGUCCAUGGAACCACUGGUGUCGAUGCGUCAUCAUCACCCUCGCCUCAAUCAACGUAUUCACCGCAAAGUUCGCCAAGUGAAUCACGUACCAGUCCAUCGACAAAACAGCAAUCGACGUCAAAUUUAAAUAGCAAAUUUUCCAUGAACACAAACAGUGCACCGCCAAUGUCCUUAGGUCCAUCUCACCAUAACGAUUUGUCCAGCGGAGGAGCAGCAAGUCGACUUAAUGCAGAUUUUGCAUUGAAUCCGACUGGCGGUGGUAACACAGGCGUUGAAAGUAACAAUUUUCUUCCAUGGCAUACAUCGUCUCAUUCAUCCUUAGCUGCUGCACUUCACAUGAACACAUUACCAUUAAGCAUGAUGAAUUAUGAUAUGCAACAAGCACUAUGUGGUCCACCGCCAUCGUCAAGUAGUACAAAUAAUACAAAUCGCGGUAGUCCACAUUUGUAUUACUCACAACCACACCAUCUUCAUCAUCAGCAACAGCAGCAGCAGCAGCAACAUCGUCUGAAGAACGAACCGUUUUCUCCUCCGAUUUCCAUGAAUUCGAAUUCCAGUUCAACUCAUUCGAUGUCAAAAACGUCAAUUCCUCCACAGCAACGAUCGGUUGAUUACCUUAAUUCAUCACCUAAUCCCGAACCAUCGUUGAAACAUCCUCGAUUCGAUCCACAAGUCUGGCCCAAUCCAAGUUGA